Molecule: messenger RNA, 1914 nt
Organism: Magallana angulata
Lineage: Eukaryota; Metazoa; Mollusca; Bivalvia; Ostreida; Ostreidae
Exons: 3
Coding region: 53-1840 (595 amino acids)
Source: RefSeq, a predicted model, not a curated record
CAACAAAGAUAUUAUUCUUAGCAUUAACUAUAAAAGAGCUGCAUUUUUUCACAUGUUCACUAAGUCCUCUGCUGGAAAUAUCAAGAGCCUAACCAUGAAAGAGUUUCUCUUGAUUGUGAGCCUAUCAUUGGUUUUCCUAUCCGUAGAGAGUUAUCGUCAGAAAUACCAUGGAAAAUACUUCCAAUAUGGACCGUACGGAAGAAGUUCAUUGAGUGGAUUAAGAGGUGGUUUAUCUGGCGGUUUUGAUGAGGGUUUUCGUACCACAUCAUUCUCCGGUUCCAGCCUAGACGACUUCAAUUCCCUGGGAUCACUUGGGUCAUUGUCAUCAGUAAGCAGGCGAAGUUUAUUGCCUGGGAGAUAUACCUACCAGAAGCACGGACAUUCUUCAACGUAUCCCAAGUAUUUCGAUCUCGGAAGAACUUUCAGAGGUUCCAGAAAUUUCGGCAGGGAUCUCUCUUUUUCUUCGGCAAGUGUUGGAUCGGGCUUAUCCGGACUUUCUGGACUUGAUGAUAACUUUGGCGAUGAUUUCUCUUCUAGAUCAAUUGCCCCAAUUUCAACUUCCUCAAGUGCCAUCUUGAGUGGUCCAUACCCGCAGGCCUUUCCCAAGCUUGGAGGUUAUACUAAAUCAUUAAAAACCUACCCAAGCAUUAGGAGUAUUGGUUUCUCUUCAAGAUCUGGAUUAGGCUUGUCCGGAGGUUCAGGACUUAAUGGUUUUGAUAGUAGCUUUGACGAUGAUUUCUCUUCUAUCGCACCAUUUUCUGCUUCCUCUUCCUCAAGUGCCUACCAUAAGGGUCCAUACCAGCGGGCCUUUCCCAAGCUUGGAGGUUAUACUAAAUCAUUAAAAACCUACCCAAGCAUUAGGAGUAUUGGUUUCUCUUCAAGAUCUGGAUUAGGCUUGUCCGGAGGUUCAGGACUUAAUGGUUUUGAUAGUAGCUUUGACGAUGAUUUCUCUUCUAUCGCCCCAUUUUCCGCCUCCUCUUCCUCAAGUGCCUACCAUAAGGGUCCAUACUCGCAUACUUUUCCAAAGCUUGAAGGUUAUACUAGAUCAUUGAGAACCUACCCAAGCAUUAGGAGUAAUAGUUUCUCUUCCAGAUCUGGAUUAGGCUUGUCCGGAGGUUCAGGACUUAAUGGUUUUGAUAGUAGCUUUGACGAUGAUUUCUCUUCUGUUGCCCCAUUUUCCGCUUCCGCUGUCUCUGCCCCCUUGAGUGGUCUAUCCUCGAGGGCCUUUCCCAAGCUUGGAGGUUAUACAAGAUCAUUAGAAACCUACCCAAGCAUUAGAAGUGGUGGUUUCUCUUCUAGCUCCGGACUUAGUUUGUCUGGUCUUCGUGGUUUCGAAGAUGACGGUUUUUCCUCAAUUUCCCCAUUGUCCAGUCUUCCACAAAGGGGAUUCUCUGCUAGUUCUGGAUUGAGUUUGUCUGGGCUUCAAGGACUCGAUGAUGAUAGUUUUUCUUCAAUAUCUCCAGCGCCUAUUCUUCCACAAAAUUCCUAUCGGGCUGAUCCUUAUUCUUAUUUAUCUUAUCCAAAACCAUUGCCAGCUUUUAGAGGAGGUUUGACAGGACUACAAAGAAAUGAUCUGACACUCUCAUCAGGAGUAGAUGACGAUUUUAGUGCUCUCGGAGGAGGCACAAGGUCAAAUUUGAUCAGAUCGGGAAGUUUUGACGGUGAUGAUUUUGGUGAUUCGCUUGGAUUAAGAGGUGGGUUGGAUAGUGGUUUUGGCUUGUCAGGAAGUAACAGCUUUUUGUCGUCUAGUCAACUAAAUUCGGGAGCACUCCUUCAACCAAAAACACACUUAAAACCAGGACCCUAUCCUAAACUUAAUUCCAGAAGGGAUUACAUCUGAGGACUCAUUGGAAUACUAUAUGGUGGAAAGUGCGAUUUGCAACUAAUCAAAUAAAAUGAAUUCUUAAAACAUCG